Molecule: messenger RNA, 6286 nt
Organism: Cuscuta epithymum
Lineage: Eukaryota; Viridiplantae; Streptophyta; Magnoliopsida; Solanales; Convolvulaceae
Source: the annotation of a GenBank genome assembly
AUGCAAACAACCGCAGUAGCUAGGAGCAUAGAUUCAUUAUUACACAACCGCGAUCAUUUGGGGCUCUUCCUUGCUGUCUCUGUUUUCUAUCUCCAGUUCUGCAAAAUCGAUCGGUGAUCACCAUUGUCUAGCCUCAUCGCAACUCGCAACCGCCGGCUUUUGCAGAAUAAACUCUCCGUUCUAAGUCAAAGUCGUUUUCAAUAACAUGAAAGGUUCAAAACAGCAGCUUAUUGACACACUGACCUCCCACAUUUCUCUGUACCAGUCACACUCAUCAUCCCCUCCUACAUGUCCUAACCCUAGAUCAUCAAUUUUAAAAUGGUUCUCAUCCCUCACAGUUCAUCAAAGGCAAGCUCAUCUCACCAUCGUCGACGCGAAAUUCACUCAGGUCCUCUUCCAAAUGCGCCGCAAGCUGAAAUCAAAUGGUCAUGGAUUCUUCAUUAUUCUCCCGGAUAUCCUGGACAACACAUGCAACGGUCUUCCAAGCAUCUGUUUUCGGAAGUCCCAUGGACUUCUAACUAGAGUUGCAGAAAACAACGAGGCCGAAAGGUUAAUUCGAGAUGCAAUAAGGCUUUUUGACUCAAAAGAAGGGGAGGGGAUUGAUGAGGGGUCGUAUUCAGCUAAUUGUUUAGAUUCUUUAACUGUAUGCGAGGAUCUUGUGGAAAGCGUAGAUAGGUUUGUGGAUGCCAUGGAUGCCGUUUCAAAUGGGAGAUUUUUGAGGGGAGAGGAAAGCUGUAUUGGGUCGGAAUGGGCGGAACUGGACUGGCUCAAAUCGAAAGGGUAUUAUAGUGUAGAGGCAUUUAUGGUAAAUAGAUUGGAGGUGGCAUUAAGGUUGUCGUGGUUGAAUUGCACCAAUUGUAAGACUAAGAAGAUGGGGGUGAAGUUGAAAGAUAAAGUGAAUUCAGCUGGUUUAGCUGCAAAUACAUUUUGGAGGAAGAAGGGGUGUGUAGACUGGUGGGAAAAGCUUGAUGAAGCAUCAAAGCGGAAGGUGUUUCUAACUGCUUUGGGGAAAGUUGCAAAAUCUCUGGCUGCAGAUGUUUACAAUGGGAAAAAAUGUGUACGUGAUGAUAAAAUGUGGCACUAUGGUGACAUAGCGGACCAACCAUUUAGGUGCAACAAUAAGCUGUCAAACCAAGAAAGCCCUGCCAAUUUCAGCACCACAUUUGAAUGUUCUUCACAGAACAAAAUCCCUACAUCUCUGUCUCAGAUGCCAUCAUCAUUGAUUUGUGCACUUGAAGGUUUAUCUAUUCUUCAAAAUAUUUCCAUCAUGUUAUUUGAAUUUCAGCAUAUUUAUUAUGAAAGAGAAAGGCUGUACUUUAGCUCCUUAGAAUCUAUUAGCUCAAUUACUGAUUGUAUAUUAAGAAAGCUGCGAGUUUUACUAAUGGUGAUCUCACUUGAGUGUACUAAAGUUGAAUUAUUAGAGGAUGUACAAAUAAAGUCAUCUUUAAAGAAAAACAAGGAGAAACUUGGCCCCAGCAACACUAAAAAAAGCAGGAAGAACAGUAAAACUAAAAAGAAGAAUCAUGUUUCAAAGCUAGCAACAAAUGAUGUUGCACUUGUGGAACGUCCUGAGGAUGAUGCAUUUGGAUUGGCUUAUGGUGAAAAUGCAAAGAUUUGUUCACCUAGUAGCUUGGAUGACAAGGUGCAGCAGAUGAAAUUUGUAAAAGAUACUAUUCCUGCAACACUUCACAUGGGAAGUGGAGAAGGACAACAUACUAAAACUACCCCAAGCAUUUCUAGGAAGAAAAAAGAAAGAAAUAAGCGUAAAAACUAUUGCCCCAGUGUUCCUGCAGAAGCAGGAAAUCAUCAGCUAGGCCUUAUUAAGCUUUCCACUCUACCUCUGACCUGUGAAGACCAGCAUGCGACAUCUGGUUUCAUAUCUGAAACUUCAGCUGUUGAGAAGAGGUCAGCAGUUGAUACUAUUAAGGAUAAUGACAACGUUGAACCAACAUCAACUUGUUCUACUGGUUGUGCAGAUCGAAUAGCAAGUUCUGCUCCAAUGCUCUUCCGGACCUCAGAGAGUGUGAUAGAAAAUGAAAGGUCAGCUGUUGGAUUAGAAACCAUAAAUCAAGAUAUCAUUUGCAGUGUAACUUCUCCAAUGCCUUCAGUUGAAAUUGGUAAAAAUUGUGAAACCCAUGAUAAAAGCAUUAAAAGUGUUAUUGGCUUAAAUAUAGAGGGGAUGAACCUAGGUGCAUUGAGAAAGCAAGACAAAAUUGGUGAUCAGGAAGCAAAAAUAUUCUCAUUUCAGGAGCGUGGAAGUAUUGAUGUGUAUAAUAGUGGGCCUGCGCGUGCUCCAACUUACCUUUCUUAUGAAUGGCCCAAUGUAGCUCCUAUCCACUUCCCGUCGGGUAACUCACAUCUUCCACCUGCCACUGAUAGACUGCAUCUGGAUGUUAGUCAUAACUGGCAACGCCAUUAUCGCCAAUCUUAUGUACGUGCUGUACAUCAUGUAAGGAACCCCCCAAUUGAAUCAGGGCAUACUGGCAUUAUGCCUAGACCAUUAGCAGUGAGCCUAGACUGGCCACCUAUAUUACGCGGUGCUAAUGGAGUAGCUCCAUCUGUCACCUGCAAUUAUGACACUGGAUUUAUCACAAGGCGACCAUCUUUUCAACAUGACUUGGCUAAACAAAGCAUUCACCGCAGCACAGUGAGUGUUGAUGAUGAAAGACUGUAUUCUGGUGAAAUAAUCGAUUUUUCCGAGUCCACAAAUGCACAGGAAGUGUGUGAUGAACAUGAAAAUUACUGUAUGCCAGAAGAAGAAUUAGAGGUCCAUGGCUGUCCUGGUGUGGAUUAUAACGAAUACUUUGGUGGUGGUGUGAUGUACUGGAAUCCUUCUGAUUUUACAGGGACCAGCUUUUCGCGUCCUCCCUCGCUUAGUUCAGAUGAUAGUUCUUGGGCUUGGCGAGAGGCAGAUAUGAAUAGGGCUGUUGAUGACAUGGUUGCCUUCUCUUCCUCUUACAGUACAAAUGGUUUGACUUCACCAUCUGCUACUUCUUUUUGCUCUCCCUUUGACCCUUUAGGCUCUGGAACUCGUGGAUAUGUGAUAUCAGGAAGUGAAGUUAAUACUGGCAAGGUUGCACAAUCAUCAAUUGCCACAUCGAUAGAUAUAGUGGUAGAUGAGAAGAAUGCUCCAGCUUCCUUGUCCAAUGUAUCUGUUGAUAAUGAGGCAAAGACUGUUGAUGCAUUUCCAUAUCCCAUUCUUCGACCAAUUAUCAUCCCAAAUAUGUCAAGGGAAAGAUCAAGAUCGGAUUUUAGGCGUAGUCAUGAUCGUAGAAGUCCUUGCAUCCCUCCUAGGCAGGAGCAACCUCGGAUCAAGAGGCCACCAUCACCCGUGGUCCUUUGUGUUCCACAUGCCCCUCGACUGCCUCCUCCUCCUCCUGUUGAUGAUUCCAGAAGAGAAAGAGUUCCAACGGUCCGCUCUGGUAGUUCAAGCCCUAGGCAUUGGGGUAUGAAGGGCUGGCUUCAUGAUGAAGUAAAUUUUGAAGAAGCUUGUAUACGCAUGGAUGGCAGUGAAGUAGUUUGGCCACCAUGGAGAAGUAAAAGCUUUUCAGGUCAUCAGUUAACACAGCCUCUGACCGGAGCCUUACUGCAAGAUCACUUAAUUGCAAUAUCACAGUUAACUCAGCACGAGCAUCCAGAUGCUUCGUUUCCUCUACAACCUUCUGAAAUGCGGAGCUGCUCCUCGGAAAAGGCAUCUCUGAGUUCAAUCCACAUCAAUCUUCAUGAAGAAAUCAACACAUUCUAUAAACAGGUUGCUGCUGAGAAUUUGAUCAGGAAACCUUACAUUAAUUGGGCCGUGAAGCGUGUCACACGUUCACUACAAGUCUUAUGGCCCAGAUCCAGGACAAACAUUUUUGGUUCAAAUGCAACAGGUUUGUCACUUCCUUCAAGUGAUGUUGACCUUGUGGUCUGUCUUCCUCCAGUGAGAAAUUUGGAACCCAUUAAGGAAGCUGGUAUCCUGGAGGGACGCAAUGGUAUCAAGGAAACAUGCCUUCAGCAUGCAGCAAGAUAUCUUGCUAACUUGGAGUGGGUUAAAAAUGACUCUCUCAAGAUUGUGGAGAAUACUGCUAUACCUAUUAUCAUGCUUGUGGUGGAAGUUCCUCAUGAUCUCAUUACCACUUCUUCACAUUCCCAAACACCAAAAGCCCACACAACUAGGGAAGGCAAUCCUUUCCAGGUUGACGGUGCUAGUUCAGAAAGCUGUACAUCCCCCAAAUGGCCCAAGAUGGAUGCUUCUGUCAAGAAUGUAAAAUCAGUCCGUAUUGACAUUAGUUUCAAUUCACCAUCACAUACAGGCCUGCAGACCACUGAGCUGGUAAAAGAGCUUACUGAACAGUUUCCUGCAACUAAACCUCUCGCUUUGGUAUUAAAGCAGUUCUUGGCAGAUCGAAGCCUAGCUCAGUCAUAUUCUGGUGGUUUGAGCUCAUAUUGUCUUGUAUUACUGAUAAUACGUUUUUUGCAGCAUGAGCAUCAUCAUGGUCGCUCCACUAUCCAAAAUUUUGGAAGUCUGCUCAUGGAUUUCUUCUAUUUCUUUGGGAAUGUGUUUGAUCCUCGUCAAAUGCGUAUCUCAAUACAUGGUAGUGGAUUAUACAUAAAUAGGGAAAAGGGAUGCAGCAUUGAUCCAAUUUAUAUAGAUGACCCACUUUUUCCGACCAAUAAUGUGGGUCGGAAUUGCUUUCGUAUAAAUCAAUGCAUCAAGGCAUUUGCAGAUGCUUAUUGUACAUUGGAGGAUGAGAUGUCUUCCCUUCCAAGCAAUGGUGACACAGAUGCAAGAUUACCUUCACUUAAGCUACUUCCUAAAAUUAUUCCAAGCAUUAUGCAUUUGGAUGGUCCGAUGGAUUCCGAUUAUCAAGAGAUUAACCAUAUUCCAUGUUGUUGAGAUGUGUGCGGUUGGUGAAAUAGCUUGCAAUGUUUUUGAGCAUAUUGGAGUUGUGGUUGGUUGACCUCCACAGAUCAGAGUAACCCUUCAUGUAUUGAUUGCAAAUGGAUGAUAGCUGUAACAUCUUCAAACUGUUGUUGGAAGUAAAAUGCAACUCCAAGAAGUUAUUCUGUGCUUCUAGACACUCUCAAGCCAUCAGUUGGUACUUUGUAUUCCCUGCACAACCAAAUUAUAGAUCUUAGAAGAAUAGUCACUUUACUGGCUAAUUUGAAAUUGUGGGAGCCUUUGCGGCACUGGGGUAAAUUAUGAAUGAUCAACAAAAGAUGUUUCCCUGCUAGUUGCAGCCAUGCUAUUUAUCUGCCUUUUUUAAAGCUAAGCUUUCUAUGGGCUCACUCUUACCUGAUCUCAUUAUUUACUCUUAUGGAGCAAUGUUAUGGCUCCACCUAUGUAACUUUUUGAUCUAUCAAAUCAAGUGCUUAUACUCUUAUGAGUUACGAAUGUAAAAAAUAAAUGAGACAUUCCUGCGGUAUUUAGCCUUUUAAGGUAGUAGACAUGAAAUUCUGAACUUUUUACAUAGAACUUGGAACUGAAAAUGAAAACACUUCAGUUCAUUUGUAGUCAGACUUGGGAUUAUUAAAAAGUGAGAAAGAUACAGUUGAGAGUUACUGAUAGUUUCAGCUCUCUUAUUAAUCUAUCAAUUGCUCACAGCACACAUUUGUCAGAGUAUGCCUUGUUAUUUUGCCCAGAUCCUAUGGCAUAUUGGGACAAAGUACCGCCAAUCUGCUCACAACUUGAAUUCUAGUAUUUCACUAUUUCAUGACUAUAGGAUUUGAACAUGCUUUAGUGAUUGAACUUUAUGCAAGGCUAUAAACAGCGCAAAAAACUCUUGUAUUCAUAUCUUUGGUUUCGCUUUUGCUAAUUGGAAUCAAAUUGACUCUCUCUCUCUCUCUCUACAUUCUAGGUAAUAAGGAUGAACUCAAAAAACUCUUGUAUUCAUAUCUUUGGUUUCGCUUUUGCUAAUUGGAUAUUGGAUUUGCUCCUACCUGAAAGGUGGUGUAAUGAAGCUGGAAUACAUCGAUGUGGCAAUAAGAGAAAUCUGUAUACACUGUGGCCUGACGCCUGUGCAUGAUGUCAUUUUACAUGGGAAUAUCCUAUAAUUAAUAUUUGUAACUUUCUUCAUUGUUGUGCAUAGAAACCCGAAUGUUACCAUGGCCAUUAUCAAAUAUAUAUAUUCAAUGCUAAUGGUUAGGUAACUGGAUGUAUUAAUAGUGUACUGUAAAAGGUUUUAUGAAGGCCAGAUAGGUGAAAACAUAUCUUAAACAUUGGUAAAUUUAAGGCUUGAAUUCAGUGGAGUUUAGCACUUUGCAUCCUAUGUUUCAUUCUACUUGCAGCUGUAGAGACUACGUC